Messenger RNA from Paramuricea clavata, 1876 nucleotides. NCBI's taxonomy places the organism in Eukaryota, Metazoa, Cnidaria, Anthozoa, Malacalcyonacea, Plexauridae. The record is from the annotation of a GenBank genome assembly.
AUGGAAGUUGGCGCGGGGGAGGAUAAUGAGGUAAAUUAUAGGAAGGUUAUAUUUAUACUUAUAUUCUUUAUAUUCUAAUAUAUCUUAUGUUUUAGCAAAAUACAGAAGAACAGAUGAUUGAGGAGAUGGUGGGAUUUUUGAUGGGGUUGAAUAGCGAGGUAUAUAAAAUGUUUGAACUCAACAGUGGUCUUUCCUGUGCUUACAAUAUGUGUGCCUUUUAGGCGAGUGAAGAUGCGUGUGGUGUUGAUGAAGACGAUGCGAGUAAAGAUAAAGUAGUUGAAGAGAGAGUAAGUAUCACACUCAUGGUCCAUUUUAGCGGUUGUUAUAUAGAUUAGUGUUUAUAGGGAUGUGUAAGUAUCUUGCUUUUUACUCAUGACACCUUUUCAUUUAUUUAGGAUGUGGUCCAUCCUCUGCUCAAACUCCAAGACAAACUGAUGGAGUACUUGAUGGAGCUACCAGUUCUUGGGUUCAACACUGGUAAAUAUGAUAUUAACGUGGCGAAAAACCCCUUCUUUUCACAUCUCCUCAAACACGAACAAGUUAAGUUUGUGAUAAAGAGGAACAAUAACCACAUGUAUCUUAAGACUCAACACUUAAAAUUCCUUGAUAUCACAAACUAUCUGGCUCCGGGAUUUAGUUACGAACAGUUUCUUAAGGCUUACGAGUGUUCCCAGACCAAAGGUUACUUCCCGUACGAAUGGCUCGAUUCCCUCAACAAACUCAAUCAUUGCUCCUUAACACCACGCAAAACCUUUCAUUCCACCCUGUGCGGAACCGACAUCACCGAGGAAGAGUAUGAGUAUUGCCAGGGCGUAUGGGAUGAAAAUAACAGGACAACUUUCCGCGACUUUCUCGUGUGGUAUAACAACCUUGACGUAGUCCCCUUCCUUGAAGCGAUUGAUAAAAUGAGCAAUUUCUGGCAAGAAAGGAACAUUGAUAUAUUUAAGGACGGUGUGAGUGUGCCUGGCUUAACUAUGAAAUAUUUAUUUUCCAACAUUCCAGGCACCUACUUCUCCUUGUUCAGCGACAAGGACAAGGAUAUGUAUUAUUCAAUGAAGGAUAAUAACGUAGGGGGCCCCAGCAUUAUUUUCAACAGGUACCACGAGAAAGAGAAAUCAUUUAUACGCGAAGUAGAAGCACGAACCGAAGGAAAAGAAUCGAAACCCUGCAAGAACGUAGUUGGAUACGAUGCCAAUGCGCUCUACUUGUGGGCCAUCAUGCAAGACAUGCCAACAGGACAGUACACAAGACGAAUGGAGGAGGACGGGUUUAAGAAACGGUGGAGUGAAAAAAUGACGAUCGAAUGGUUGGAAUGGCAAGCCUACAGUCGCGGCAUUAGUGUCAGACACGAGUAUAACAACGUGGAGAAAAGAAUUGGCACUUACCGUCUCCCCGUUGACGGUUUUCACGCUGAAUCACAAACGGUGUUUCAGUUUCAUGGUAAGUUGUUGUUUUAGUGUAAUUAGUUAGGAUUAAGUUAAAUUAAUUAGUUAGGAUUAAGUCAAUUGUGUGGGAGUAAGUUAAUGAGUUUUUGACGAUCGCGUGGGCUUUUCUCUUGCAGGAUAAUUUGUUUUACUUUCUCCUUGUAGGUUUAACUGUAUUGCAUUUUAUUUUAAUAGGAUGUUAUUGGCAUGGCCACAACUGUCAUCAAAACGAAGGGAAAGAGAUUAACGAGAAGCGUGAUAAGCCGAUGAAGGAACUCCUUGAAGAGACCCAAAGAAACAGCGCCUAUACCAAGAAGCAGGGAUUCAAUCUCGUUGAAUGUUGGGAAUGUGAGUGGCGAGAAAUGAAGAAACGCAACAGUGGAUUGCAGCGCUUCAUCGCCACGCAACUUCGCCGACCCCUAGACAAAGUAAAAACGAUGACAACUCGAUGA